Messenger RNA from Gastrolobium bilobum, 1277 nucleotides. Its product is annotated as S-sulfo-L-cysteine synthase (O-acetyl-L-serine-dependent), chloroplastic-like. Gene Ontology annotation, cellular component: cytoplasm. The record is from RefSeq and is a predicted model, not a curated record. NCBI's taxonomy places the organism in Eukaryota, Viridiplantae, Streptophyta, Magnoliopsida, Fabales, Fabaceae. The transcript is spliced from 12 exons. The coding region runs from base 126 to 977 and encodes 283 amino acids. Gene Ontology annotation, molecular function: cysteine synthase activity.
CUAAACACAGUCUUGACACCGCUGUCUCCGUUAGAGCUUCUACUCCGUUAGUGCACUCAAGCAGAGAAGGGCUUGACGCUGUCAACAUUGCCGAAGAUGUCACCCAGUUGAUUGGAAAUACACCAAUGGUAUACCUCAAUAAAGUUACAGAAGGCUGUGUGGCAAACAUUGCUGCAAAACUUGAGUCUAUGGAGCCUUGCCGAAGUGUCAAGGACAGAAUUGGCUAUAGUAUGUUAUCUGAUGCAGAAGAGGUUGGAACGAUUUCUCCAGGGAAGACUAUUUUAGUUGAACCAACGACCGGAAAUACUGGGCUUGGCAUUGCUUUUGUUGCAGCAACAAAGGGGUAUAAACUUAUAGUCACAAUGCCUGCUUCUGUUAAUAUUGAGAGGAGAAUCCUUUUAUGUGCAUUUGGUGCAGAGGUUGUUUUGACUGAUGCAGAGAAGGGGUUGAAAGGGGCAGUUGACAAAGCUGAAGAAAUUGUUGGGUGCACACCCAAUGCUUACAUGUUUCGCCAGUUUGAUAACAUGACUAAUACAAAGAUCCACUUCGAAACUACAGGGCCAGAGAUAUGGGAGGAUACCUUGGGCACUGGAGGUUAUCUGAAAAUGAUGAACAAAAAAAUUAAGGUGGUUGGGGUGGAACCUGCAGACAGAAGUGUAAUUUCGGGAGACAAUCCAGGUAAACUUUUUGAAAAGUAUUUUGCAGGUUUCAUGCCAAGCAUUUUGGAUAUCAAACUGCUUGAUGAGGUUGUCAAGGUUACCAAUGUUGAAGCUGUUGAAAUGGCAAGGAGAUUAGCAUUGGAAGAAGGUUUGCUGGUUGGGAUUUCUUCAGGAGCUGCAGCAGCUGCUGCCAUAAGUUUAGCAAGACGGCCUGAGAAUUCUGGAAAACUUAUUGUAGUUAUUUUUCCUAGUUUUGGUGAGAGGUAUAUUUCCACUGCCCUCUUCCAUUCCAUUUAUGAAGAGGUUCAGAAAAUGUAACAAUGAUCAUUUGAAGCCCUAAUAUGGACAAUUGGCUUUCGGAGAUUGAAGCUGCUCUCAUGACACCAUCCAAGAAAGUAGCUGCCUCAUGCUUUGAGUAGAUUCAUCGUUUGGACAAGGCACAGUUCUUGGAGCUGGACAGACAAGAUGCAAAGGAAACUGAGUUGAUGUACAAUGUUUUAUUUAUUUAUUUUCUUGGUGCUGGUAAUCAAACGGGGCCUUCCAUCCUAUUCUUUCCAUUACAUGAACAAUAUUCCUAUCUUUUACAGGAUUAUUGACAUUUUAUUUUUAUUACUAUUU